Anopheles bellator is the source of this 1559-nucleotide messenger RNA. RefSeq names its product inactive peptidyl-prolyl cis-trans isomerase shutdown-like. The record is from RefSeq and is a predicted model, not a curated record. The coding region runs from base 54 to 1358 and encodes 434 amino acids. Gene Ontology annotation, molecular function: protein binding; peptidyl-prolyl cis-trans isomerase activity. Lineage: Eukaryota; Metazoa; Arthropoda; Insecta; Diptera; Culicidae. The transcript is spliced from 2 exons.
UUCCCCACGAAACAAGUUACAUCCUGCUACAACGUGCGCUCAUACUUUCGACGAUGGGUAAUCCGCUAAAAACCCCAAUUAGCAUAAGCGAGCUGCUCAACGGUGGCACGGAGUUUUCCCUCGAUGCCGACUUCCAAAACGAUGCCACUGGAGACGAUCUGUUCCUGGACGACGAUUACGGCAGUUCGGGCGAUGAAGAGGAGCGCUACAAGGAGAUGCUGGCGCCAUGGGAUCGCAGCUUCGAGGAAUUGCGUGCGACAAUGGUUCCGGUGUCCGAUAUGAUAUACAAACGUAUCGCAAGGCGGGGCGUCGGUGAACCGAUCACGGGCAACGUCACGGUCACCAUCGAUUACAAUGCGUUUUUCGAGAACGAAAAAAAGCCAUUCGACUCGACGACGCUCCGGAGUGCGCCGUACAAAUUUACGGUCGGCAAAUGCCCGGUCCUGCCCGGGUUGGAGCAGGCCGUGCAGACGAUGUGUGUCGGCGAGGAGGCACAAUUUCUCAUCGCCUACCAAUUGCUGUUCGGCGAGUUGGGCUGUCAGCCCCGGAUUCCUGCCAAAGCGGACGGCUUGUUCGUGAUCAAGCUGAUAAGCUGCGUGGAUGCGGGCGAUGCCGAUGCGUUGGCCAAGCUGGACGAGGAGGAGCGCCGAACGUACGCCGUGGUGAAGGAGAAGGUCGCACAGAUUCGUACCUACGCCAAGAAUAGCUUCCAGCGCAACAUGAUCACCAGCGCGACGCACAAAUACCUCGAGGCAGUCGAUACGUUGAAGAGUUGCCACAUGAAGGAUGAGCAGGAAGAGAAGGAGCAACGGGAGACGCUCGUUGCUCUGUACACCAGCUUGGCUGUGUGUUUCAACCGUAGGGACAUGCCGAAGGAUGCCUGUCGCAUGGUGAACGAACUGCGGCCACUGUGCGAUGUGCAAAAGAUGGCGAAGGUCCUCUACCAGGAGGGCAGGGCUUUGCACAAGCUGGGUGAACACGAUCGAGCGCGCAAGUGCCUGCUGCGCGCGCAAAAGCUUGAACCGCGCGACGAAAACAUUGGGAAAGAAUUGAAAAGCCUGCACGAAAGCAUCGAGAAGCACAGGAAGGAGAUGAGGAACAUUUGGACGCGAGCGUUUGGUAUGGCGGACACGAAAAAGAAGGGCAUGACCGCGGAAGAGCAAUCUUUUGCGAAAUCGGUCAAGCAAGCGAUGCGCGCGUUUCUCGACGACGAGAAGUGCACGAUGAUGUCGCUUCCGGAAGGUUUAAGCGACGGGGAGGUCGGCGUCCUGGAGGAGCUGGCCAAAGAGUUCGACAUAAAGUUGAGACUGUACGUGGACAACAACCGAAAGCACUACAAAUUCCAAAAGAAAUCAUAAUUUUCAACGUAAGUUAAUUUUAAACUCAAUGUAUUUUUGCUUCUCAUCAUAACAAUGUAUUACAUCGGCCCUUGACCACUAUUUUACGAAUCUUGCACGCCAUUCAAACAUGUGACCGUGUUACCUCACAAUGUAGUGAUAUUUUGAACUCAAUUAAAUGUAAUUUACUUGAAAUACAAAUACUUGAAAUAAAAAUGGGUU